AUGAAAUUGAGAAGUCUGGGACUGAAGCAUGCUGGACAAGACAUUACCAAGCUUAUUGCCCGAAUAAUGGCUGGUCUAUAUCCUAUCGUGCCCUGCCUUUUUCACUUUUCGAAACUUUUCUUGAAAGUUGCAGGAGAUGACAAGGGCUCAUUUCGAGCUCAAAUGCACAACAAAGAGGGGAAGAAUAAUAAAUUACAAGGUUUCAUUCAAAAUUUAAUACUGAAUUCCAUCGUGAAAGUGUUCAUUUUACACUCAAGCAUAAGUGGCCGCAUUAGAAUCCCAUUUUACUCCCAAUGUGGACAAGGGCUAUACCAGCAGAUACCAUUAUUUGGCGGUCUUCUGCCAACAGAAAAACGACUGAUUCAAGCCUGCGAAUGCAUAGUUAAGCACUACGACGCGAUUUAUUAUACCAUCGUCUUUUCCUGUCGUCACCUAGAUCUGGAUCUCAUCACUUUGUACUAA
Messenger RNA from Lachancea sp. 'fantastica', 462 nucleotides. NCBI's taxonomy places the organism in Eukaryota, Fungi, Ascomycota, Saccharomycetes, Saccharomycetales, Saccharomycetaceae. The record is from the annotation of a GenBank genome assembly.